GAGUUAGGGUCGGGAUUAUUAUUGCGGAUGUCGUUGCUUUGUGUUGAUAGAUGUACAAAGUGUAAAUAGCGCAGGAGCGCAAGUUUUCAUGCGCAGUGGAUUCUUCCUCAAUUUCCCUGGUCGAUCGUGGUUUUCCAUUUAGUUUUUCAGCUGAUCACGCUUUCUACAGCCGCAUAGCAGACCGUCCGUGUCGUGGGUCAUGUGCGAAACUGUCGCAGCGUAGUGAAUUCGCUGAGUGAUUGUGUUGUGUAGUUGUUUGAUUAGCUAGUGCCAGUGAAAAUGUUUUCAGGACUCACUAAUCAGGUCAGUUCGUGGAUGGGAGCUGCUAAGGGCGAGCCCCAAGAUGAGGAAGUCCCAACCCCAACGAAGGAAGCGACUGGAGAAGCUGCAGCAGCGGCGGCAGCGGCAGAAGGCGAGAAGCUAAGUCCCACAAAAGGAGGUAGUAAGCUGGACCUCAUAACCAAUGUCAAGUCACAGAUGACCGGAUGGCUCGGUUCCGGCAUCCCAAUCCCCGGUCUUAGGAAAAAUGAACCAGCACCCGCAGAACCGGAGGCCGCACCCGUUGAACCAGCUGAAGUUGCCGAACCAAGACCGGAGGGCAAAGAUGAUGAUGAUAAUUCUAGGUAUAUUAGCGCCACCGGUGGAGCAGACAGCAGACCAGCUUCCACGGGCGGCACCCCCACUGAGGAACAGCCCGGAGGUGUUGGAAACGGUGGCCAGAGUAGAAAAUUGUUUACAGUUGAUGCUAUUGAAGUACCUGAUAUGCAGGAGUUGACCACCAAGGCGGUUGCCGGAGCCAAGUCCCUGGGUAACUUCCUCUACUCGGCGGUGAACAAGGCUGGAGCCAAGGUCAGCGAGGCCAGCGCUAAGAUCAAGAAGACCGUCGAGGAAAACAGCAUCUUGGGCGAGUUCAACCGCGAGCAGGAUGCCUUCAUCAAGGGUCAGGAAGGUCGUGGCAGCGCUGCUGCCGUGCCUCCCUGGGUAGGAGCACCCAACGAGCCUGCUCUUAAGGAAGAGUGCCUGUCAUUGUCCACCGACCGGCGGAACUUCGUGCGCGCGCCGCCGGCGGGCGUGGAGUUCGACUUCGACUACGACAAGAUGUACCCGGUGGCCGUGGCCAUCAUGGGCGAGGAUCCCAACCUCGAGAAGAUGCGCUUCGAUCUCGUGCCAAAAGUUAUCACGGAGGAGAACUUCUGGCGGAACUACUUCUACCGCCUGUCGCUGAUCUGCCAGGCCAACGAGGCCGACGCCGCCGCCGGACGCCAGAGCAGCGCCGACGACUCCCAGGACGAUGAUAAAUCGGCAAGCGACAAUCUGAUAGUCAAUGAGAAAUCUUCGCAAGAGUCUAUUGAUGACGUCAAGAAAAGAAUAAAGUCUUUGAAAGUCGAUAGAGAAAACGAAGAUGAGCAAUGGGAAAAAGAAUUAGAAGCUGAGCUUAAAGAAUAUGAAGUAGUAGCAGACAAGGCUGGUGACGACAAACAAUGGGAGAAAGAGUGCGAAGACCUAUUGGGAGACGAUAUGGACCUCAAGUAGACCGCGGUCUACUGGCAUAAGACCGGAGUAGACCGAGGACUUAUGAAGGCUGCGCAACUGAUAUAGACUGGCCCUUUAAGAUAAGAUUUUUGAUUUGAUAUUAUUUCUUAUAUUAAGUUGUUUUGUUAUGUUAUUUAAUUACUCGUAGUUACAAUUGGAUAUUGUUUAUUAUUUGUUUUCAUGGCUACUUUAUUACGUUCUGUUUUUUGUUUUGUCUACGUCAUGAUUAAAAUUAAGGGGCCGGUUAAAAACCGAAGUUGGCAAAAGGAGCUCAAUUAAAUUCUUAUGACAUUAAAGUAAGGGUGCAUUGAACUCACAGCGCGAUGCUUGUAAAUGCUUGUGAUUCCACUCUUGUACACGAUGGGCCAUGAAGGCGAUGGUAGAUUAUAGUCUGGGUAGAUGAAUUCAUUGAAUACGAAGGAUUUGUUAUGUCUAGUGGGAAAAAUACUCUUGUAUAAAAAAGUGUCAUUCUCAUCCUUCUGUGGUCUUAAAAAGCGUGAUGAAAUUCUCAUUUUCUGAAUAAAAUAGUGGAAUGACAACAAUUCUAUUAUGAAUUGUUGGAAUAUAGUAGAAAAAGUUGAUGAAAGUUAUAUGGUAGGAUUAUUGGGAGUAGCUUGGCUUAUUAAGUACAGGAGUGCGGCCUAAAGCUUAUGUUACACUGUUACAAUUAAAUAAAAGAUAAAGGCGGUUUACACGAACUAAAAUAAAUAACAUUAAACGCCCAUUUUUAGGUUAAUUAUUUGCAAUCACAUAACCUUAGCCAAAUUAUUCGUACCAUUUUUGUAUUAAUAUUGGGAGGUUUUAGAGCCAUAGUGUAAGAGGUAUUUCUUCUAUAUUUCUAAUAAUUAUAAUAAAAUGCUAGCUAUUCUGUCUGUAUUUGCUAGAUUUCGUCAAUGGAUAAAUUAAUAAAGUCGUUUUAUCAAAAUGUCAUUCGACAAUAAAUUAUAUGCCUUUCUUUCUAACAUAUAUCAGUUUUAUUUGUUUAUUAGUUCUGAUAUCUUAGUAACAACGUUAUUUAUAACAGGCUUAGUUAAUAGUAGGCCUAUUCUAACGAUUAUUUAUCUUAAUCUUUCCCACGUUUUGCACAAAGUACCUACUUUUGUUGAUAUAAUUCAUCAUUAUUGAGAAAAUAUUCCUAAUCUUGGGUUUUUCGCGAAAAUAUAAGAUGAUAAAUAUAAUGACAGACUAAAUAUAAUUCGAUUAUGUUUAUUAUGAUUUAUUAUAGAUUUCAUUCCACGCUAACAUAUUAUCUUGAUUCUUGUAUUAUAAAAUCUCGUGUAUGGGAUUUUAUUGUAGAAAAAAACUGCCGUUUCUAUUACCUUUUAUACUUUUCUCGGUCAUUUAAAGUCCUUAAUGUUAAAAAUAAAAUUUCGUUUUUGUAAAUAUUGUAUAGAAAAGUGUUUUAGUUUGUUUUCGACAUAGCUAUGUUUUAGUCAUUUCAAUGCAAAUACUGCUAACAUAAAAUAAUUGAUUGAAUAUUAACAUCAUGAAAUAAAGUACAAUAAAGAAUUUGGCAUUUUAUGGUCAAUUUCGGGGACAAGACAAUUUAUUGGAUAUAAACCAAUAUACCUAAGUUACAUUAUUAUUAUUCUUUAUAUCUGCGAGCUUUGGAACUUUCGUCGUGGAUAUUUUUUUUUUACGUGGUUGUAUCUUAGACAUGAUUUAAAAAUAAAAUAUUACACAUUUUAUGUUACUCCACUUUCAUAGUUGAAAUAAAGAUACUUUUUUAAUUCUACGGACAGCGCUUUGAGGCUUUUAUUUAGUUUUUUUUUCCACCUUGCUUUAUUGUAUAAUUAUGUAAAUACAAAACAAUAAUUUUGUAGAGGAAGUAAUGUUAGCAUAGCGAUUAUAAUUUGCAUACAACUAAUUUUAAUUUCCUUCAUAUCUUUGUUUUAAAACAUACUUCCAAGUUUAACUCAUUGAUACAUAAAAUUAUAAAAUAUAUAGGUAUGUACUGAUUAUUUUGUCUUUGACUUGUAAUAUCACAAUUUAAACAUUAACUGGUUUUAGUCUUGCAUUAAAAAAAAGGAUGAAAUGUCGACACAGGUGUUGAAAGUUUAAAAACGUCGAAAGUACCGAUAAUGAUUGGUGUAUACCUAAAUGUCGAUAUCCUUGCGAGUGAAUGUUUCAAAAUUAACAUUAUUUGGUUUAAAAGUUAUGUUUUUUGUAAUUCCAAGGUUUUUGUUAUUUGUAAAUUCAUAAUAUUUAUAGUUUUGGGUUUUUGUUUAGAAUUAAAAAAUAUAUUCGUGUUCUGUGCCAAUCCAAGGAACAGAAUUGUUUCCAAAAUUCCUUUUUUUUGAGAGCCGAGAAAAAAAUCUGUGCCGUUAAAUGAGUGUUUUUUUUUUAUAUAAAGCUAUUAUUCUGCCUUAUAUUUACCACAUUUCGUUCCCUAUCUUUAAAAUUUUCUUGGACUACAUUCGGCUAUAUAUAGUAGGUACUAGCGUUGAUUAUUUAUUUCGAAAAUAAUGUACGUUGUCAUAGUCUAUGUAGAUAUAUGUAGAGUAUAUGUGUUCUAUAUUGUAAACAUUCCUAUUUAAUUGAAAUUAAAGUGAGUUGUCAUCUCUA
Molecule: messenger RNA, 4098 nt
Organism: Helicoverpa armigera (cotton bollworm)
Lineage: Eukaryota; Metazoa; Arthropoda; Insecta; Lepidoptera; Noctuidae
Gene: Sap47
Product: synapse-associated protein of 47 kDa
Exons: 10
Coding region: 280-1533 (417 amino acids)
Biological process (GO): TORC2 signaling; regulation of short-term neuronal synaptic plasticity
Cellular component (GO): synapse; nucleus; Golgi apparatus
Source: RefSeq, a predicted model, not a curated record